AUGAAUCUCCCGGAACAAAACCCAGCGGCCAACAUCGACAUGGCAUUCCAAGCGGCGAUCUCGUUAAAAAUUCCACCAUUCUGGACCCACGACCCGACAUUGUGGUUUCACCAUAUAGAGGCACAGUUUGCCUCUCACAGAAUAUCGAGCGAUGCGGCUCGACUUUCUCACGUUAUCAGUUCUCUGUCACCAGAAAUAACGAACGUGAUACGCGACCUUAUCAUGGCACCACCCGGUUCUGUUUCAUAUGAAGUUUUUAAAACCACGUUAAUAAACAGAACCUCAGAAUCCCAACAAAAAAGACUUCACCAGCUUCUGAUAUCGGAAGAAUUGGGUGACAAAACGCCGUCCCAGCUUCUUCGGAGAAUGAAACAGCUUCUCGGAGAUGAGACGCUCCCAGAAAAAAUCUUCAAGCAACUUUUUCUCCAGCGUCUGCCCUCCAAUACCCAGGUUGUUCUCGCGUCCACCAGAGAAAACACAUCCCUUGAAGAACUGGCGGAGCUAGCUGACAAAAUAGCCGAAGUACCGCACAGAUAUCCAACGGUAUCGACGGUGACGCCAGCCGCUCCCAGUACCAAUCCUUUCCGUGCACAAACCAGUUCUUCAGAGAUUUCGGAUUUGCGUGCAUUAAUGACGCAGCAAGCUGCGCAAAUACAAAUUCUCACAGCCCAAAUACAAGCCCUAAAGUUUAGUCCUCAGCGUCGAAGCACCAGCCGAUCUCGACGAGAUGGCAGACGGUCUCGAAGCCCCAGUGCUACCCGAAACUCACAUGACACGUGUUGGUACCACCGAACAUUCGGAACACGGGCACAAAAAUGUACGGUACCGUGCUCGUUUUCCUCACCCAGUUCGGGAAACGGCACAGCCAGGAAUUGA
Molecule: messenger RNA, 876 nt
Organism: Octopus sinensis (East Asian common octopus)
Lineage: Eukaryota; Metazoa; Mollusca; Cephalopoda; Octopoda; Octopodidae
Exons: 1
Coding region: 1-876 (291 amino acids)
Source: RefSeq, a predicted model, not a curated record